UAACAAAUUUCUUGGUGUAUUACUAAGAAGGAGAGGAAGCAUGUAAAGGCAGAGCACAGGAAACCAUUGGCGCGAAUGGCAAACUCAGAAACCCGGAGGAAGGGACUCCCACACCACCGGGAAAGAGGAACCUGUCCCGACCGCUUCCUUCACACGUGCGUGGCAGGGGCCCUUCAGGGUGGACCACAGGAUAAGUAGGUUAUCUUGGACGGUGGGUGUGAGCCUUUCUAGCUGCCUCCUUUGCGGGUGGGCCAAAGGCCCCUGGACAUGCUGUGUCACUGACGAGCUCGCUGGAGAUGGCGUCCCCGUUGUCGCCGGUCUGUGCCCGUGGGGGGAGGGAAGGUGCCCCGCUGUACCACCGGUCACGUCGUGGGUGGCAGAAGGGUGCAAGGGUGCCCGCCCUCCGGGAGGCUCUCCGGAUCCGUGCACUCAGAGCUGGAGGGCGCGCGGCCUGCUUUUGCCGCUGGGUGCUAUCAAAUCCGUAUCGGCUCACCCGAGAGAAGCUACGAGCAAGUUCCACUGGAGAAAAAAACUCCAGCGCGGGGACUACACUCGAGGCUGAGGAGCCGGCAGCGUGUCCGCGCUGGGGCCGCCGCGCACGACGAGCCGCGCUGACCCCCGACCCCGGCCUGCGGGAAACGGCUCCCUGGCUGCCCCGUGGGCCCGGCCAGCCCGGGACGAGGACGCAGGACCUCGGCAGGGACGCCAGAGCCAGCCCUCGCCAUCCCCACACGCCCCGCGGCAGCCGCGCGCACGUUACCUGCGGACCCCGGCCCCGCCCGCCCGUCUGGGCUGCCGCCCUCCGCCAUGAGUGCUUCCGCCUCCGCGGCCGCCACGAGCCCGCCGCGCCCCUCAGGCAGGAAGCAGAGCUGCCCGCGACCACUUCCGGCGCCACGGGCGAAGGGGCCGCGUCGGGGUCACGGCUUCCGGCGGGCGCGCGCUGGCCUCACUGGUUUCCGCGUCCGCGCCUCCACUUCCGGCUUCCCUGCCGAGCUGGGCGCUGGCGGGUUCCGGCGUGGACUUCGCGAGUUACCGGCUGUCGGGGCGCCGGGUGCGCUGUGGUUUCCCCUCAUAAGAAGCCAAGGAGUCGGAAAGCGCGUUGCCUGGGGCAGCAGCCUGGGUCCGUUCGAUCGGGUGUUCCCACCGCCACGGACGGGGCGUGGCUUCUGCCGGAUGUGGGCGGGGCCCCGGCGGGCGGGACCCGGGCCUGGGCUAGGCUGGCGGGGUCCCGGCAGGUGCCCCCCGAGCCACUAGCAGCCCCGGGAGGGUGGAUUCGGAGGCGCGGAGAGUGGUGACAGCCACGGCAGGGCUGAGCAUCGCAGCGUGUUGUUUUGGAUGAAUGCUCCCCCAAAUCCCUUCCAUGAAGCCCCCAAUCAGCUCGGAGGUUGAUGACAGCCAGUGGCUGACGCGGAGUUCAUUGAAUAAGUGAAUGCGUUUGUGAACAAACGAGUAACAUUCCCUGCACACUCCCAAGUUCAAAUAUCGCAGCGUCGUCCCGCCGUUAUCAGCAGAAAACAGCCUAACGGGCGCGUCGGUGGAGCUGAGCCUGUCGCCUCAUGCAGUGCCACCGCAGAGCCCUCGGCUGUGUCUCCUGCAGAGGUCACCCUGGGGUCAGAACCAGGGCUGCCUUGGUCAAGGGCCAACCGCACGGCUGUUUCUGAAACCAUCAAGUCCGAGAAUGCCCGUGUUACAAUUAAUAAAUGGCAUUGUUAACCGA
Callithrix jacchus (white-tufted-ear marmoset) is the source of this 1717-nucleotide messenger RNA. RefSeq lists its product as uncharacterized. The record is from RefSeq and is a predicted model, not a curated record. Lineage: Eukaryota; Metazoa; Chordata; Mammalia; Primates; Cebidae.